Molecule: messenger RNA, 3039 nt
Organism: Dunckerocampus dactyliophorus (ringed pipefish)
Lineage: Eukaryota; Metazoa; Chordata; Actinopteri; Syngnathiformes; Syngnathidae
Gene: epdr1
Product: ependymin related 1
Exons: 3
Coding region: 2028-2666 (212 amino acids)
Biological process (GO): cell-matrix adhesion
Cellular component (GO): extracellular region; lysosome
Molecular function (GO): calcium ion binding
Source: RefSeq, a predicted model, not a curated record
CUUCCUGUGCGAGAUGUUUAGUCUCGGUCCAGAUGUCAGGCUCAACAUACAGUCUAGUCUUGCCUGCUGGUCUUAAGAUGUAAACACCGGCUGUCAUGGCGGCGGCUAUAUUUGUAUCCACAAGUGGACGACACUUGGAGCAAGGAGGCAUGUCCUUUCAGGCGUCCAAUCAGCUGGAGGGAAUGUGCUUUUGGAGCCGCCUCCUCUUCAUCUUCUCUGCUUUGCUUUUUUCCUUUUGCGCUAAGGGAUGAGGGACAUGACAUUAGGAGGAGUCGCGGCAAGGAUAAAGUGCAGUUGUGAAGACCUUGUCUCACCCCAUUCUUUCUUGACAAAUUGAACCGCUGCACUUUUGUUUGUGGCUCUCUUAUUGUGAAGGGACAGCAGCUGGUUGCCUGGGAAGACAGAAGUGUCACACUGUUAGUCACGGUGAGCUCAGAGCUAGUCGUGUGCCGCCAUGUCCUAGUGGAUGUCCCACAGGGAGGGGACACACGUCGGAUGAGGCGGGGAGAGGUUGCUUUAGCAGAGCUCAAAUUGAGACAGCUCAUGUUGGGAGUUGUCACAGAGUGUAGCUUGCACCCCCAAACAGGAUGUGUCACAAUCAUGGCCUCUUACUUGUGGUACGGCGACUUCCUGGUCCGUACAGUCGUGACUGGAUGAAGUCUUCAGCUGUCUUCUGCUGGAAGGACACCAACUCUCUGGGCUUGACUGUCAUCACAUUGCAGUUUCCUUCCAAGCUGACAAAGGUUACCUUGACAUUAACACAUUGGUACUAUACAUUUAUAACAAAUCUGUUUUGGCAUCCUAUUGUACUGAUUCUGAUAUUGUCAAACUGCUUACUGUAGUAUUCUGAGUCUCACAAAUCAAAAGGUACUUACUUUCGACAGCGGCCCAGUUUUUGCUCAUUUCGCUGCUUGGUCAUUUUCUUAUCUUUUUUGUCUUUGUGGUGCUCUUCAUCUUGAAAUGCCACAGGAACAUCUGGGCCUUCAUCUUCAGAUGUGCUCUUUCUUUAAAAAAAAAAAGUGUAUAGUCUUAAUGUUUCAUCCAACACACAGGAUACACGUGGUGAUAACACUUACCGUGCAGAGUCACUCUCUAAAACUUUAACAGAAAGCAGUUUUCUCUUCUGUGAAGAAGAAAAACAAGUGAGCCUGCAGAAAGCGCGUAAAUAAUCUCAAGAAGCUUCUUUUUCACCACUAUAACAGAUUUCAAAUGAAAGCACCUUCUGCUCCUUGAACAGUUCCUGUCUCUUCUUCCUCUUUUCCCUGAGCAGUUCCUUCUCCCUUGAAGCACAAACACACAGGAGAGCUUAGACAUAUCCAUGAUUGCAUCCUUCACCACAUGCUCGCAAAACACGUGAGCAUCUCCUCGUAUAAAUAUCUCAGCCAAGAAACCCCCAAUACAGCAAUGACUGGAUCGUGCUACAACCAUACACGCGUUUAAUGUUACAUUUUAAAACGAAAUUCCAGUUAUUGAGAAAAAACAUCGAAGUUGGUGUGUUUAAAAAGUGCCUUUCAUCAUAAAGACUUAUCAGACUUGAUUGGCUGGCUAGCUAGCAGUUAGCUACCUUCUGGCAAUUUCCAGCGCCUGUUUGGCACUCCGUAGCGCCUCAGCUCUUGAGUCCUCAAAUGUCAUCUCCUCUGGCGCCUCGUCAUCACUGGAGUGGAACUCUACACCAAACGUCUUCAUAGCCGCCUCGUGGUGUUGCACUUUAGACGACCCAGCUAGGCGUCCACGUUUUCUCGUCGCCAUGUUGGGCAAGAAGAUGUGACGUUUUCAAAUAGAUCGUCACUUCCGUCUGUAUUGUGGUUUUGUUCUGCUGUGCGAACCAAAUAUGUAUUUUUAAUUAGUUUAUCAUGACAAUAAAUUCACCGCACAUAUAAUGACUAUCAAAACAAUAAAAUUGUUGAAUAGUAAAGUUUUGAUAACAGGCUUUCAGAUUGAAAGUCCCAACCGGAAGCUAGCCCCUCACUUUGUAGAGCUUGUGUUCGUUAGAUCAGUGGUCAAGUUAAGAGAACCAAGCAGAAGCCAUGCAAGGAUUAGUUGUCUUACUAGUGACUGCUGUGGGCUCCUUCGUGCUCGGCCUGACGCCACUGGAAGCCUCCCCGGCUGUUGUACCAUGCCUCGCCCCGCUGCAGUGGGAGGGGAGGUGGGUGAUGUACGACCACGGAACCGGGAGGAACAACCGGGCCGCGGUGUCCUACGACGGCCAGAACCAGAGACUCCGCGUCCUGCAGCAGCACAAGAAACACACACCAUGUCAGAGGUACUUUGAGUACAUCUACUUGUACGACAGCAUGGUGAUGUUUCAGAUCGACCAGAAGACUAAAGAAUGUUCCAAGGUAGCUCUGACCGAGGCCUGGGACCCCUUCGACAUUCCUGACAACUCCACCUUCGAGGACCAGUACAUCAUCGGUGGUCCCGGGGACAACGUGGAGGUCCAGGAGUGGUCUGACAGGAAGCCAGCACGCAGACAUGAGACAUGGGUGGGUGUGUACACGCUGAAGGACUGCUACCCGGUGCAGGAGACCUACGUCAAGAACAGCAGCGUCACCACUUCCACUCGCUUCUUCAACCUCCAGCUGGGCAUCAGCGACCCAAACGUCUUCACCCCUCCUAGCACCUGCCAGUCGGCCCGACCCCUCGCCAUGACAGAGUCCCGCUGCUGAGUCCUUACUACCGGCUUUGUCCUUACACCAUACAUAGCAUAUUGAUUAGCUGCUAAUCAAUUAUUGAUCUGGUAAAACAAAAGAUGAUGUUUGAAAGAUGCCAUCUGUGGGUUUUCAUAAACCGUUGACUUGUUUUGAUGGACAUGAGUAGACAUGUAUCCCUUUCAAAUCAAGUCAUCUGGAAUUAACACUCAUAAUUCAAAUGACUUGAUCAUUUGUAUGCUAAAUAUAUUCUCUUGAAGGAUAAUAAAUGGAAAAAUGACUCCAUUCUUGUUACAUUUAAUCUCACCACAACACAUUUAUAAAAUGUCAUUAUAACCAUGUCAUUAAAUCAUGGUAGAUAAAUAAAGAUAAAUCGCAACAGACGCUGAUA